AUGUGGUUACAGCUGAAACGGAUCCAGAUUGUAACCACAGAAGCAUCUUCUUCCUAUCCCAAAUCUACACAAUCUAAUCACUCUCAUCUUCCCAUCACCAACCUAAUCUUACAUCUUCCUAUCACCAAUCCAACAUUCCCUCUUCCUAUCACCAAUCUAACCUUCCCUCUUCCUAUCACCAAUCUAACCUUCCCUCUUCCUGUCACCAAUCUAACCUUCCCUCUUCCUGUCACCAAUCUAACAUUCCCUCUUCCUAUCACCAAUCUAACCUUCCCUCUUCCUAUCGCCAAUCCAACAUUCCCUCUUCCUGUCACCAAUCUAACCUUCCCUAUUCCUGUCACCAAUCUAACCUUCCCUCUUCCUAUCAACAAUCCAACAUUCCCUCUUCCUAUCACCAAUCUAACCUUCCCUCUUCCUGUCACCAAUCUAACUUUCCCUCUUCUGAUCACCAAUCUAAGCUUCCCUCUUCCUAUCAACAAUCCAAUAUUCCCUCUUCCUAUCACCAAUCUAACCUUCCCUCUUCCUAUCACCAAUCUAACUUUCCCUCUUCUGAUCACCAAUCUAACCUUCCCUCUUCCUAUCAACAAUCCAAUAUUCCCUCUUCCUAUCACCAAUCUAACCUUCCCUCUUCCUAUCACCAAUCUACCUUUCCCUCUUCUGAUCACCAAUCUAACCUUCCCUCUUCCUAUCAACAAUCCAAUAUUCCCUCUUCCUAUCACCAAUCUAACAUUCCCUCUUCCUAUCACCAAUCUAACCUUCCCUCUUCCUGUCACCAAUCUAACCUUCCCUCUUCUUAUCACCAAUCUAACAUUCCCUCUUCCUGUCACCAAUCUAACAUUCCCUCUUCCUGUCACAAAUCUAACCUUCCCUCUUCCUAUCACCAAUCUAACCUUCCUCUUCCUAUCACCAAUCUAA
Molecule: messenger RNA, 915 nt
Organism: Pecten maximus
Lineage: Eukaryota; Metazoa; Mollusca; Bivalvia; Pectinida; Pectinidae
Product: anti-sigma-I factor RsgI2-like
Exons: 2
Coding region: 1-915 (304 amino acids)
Source: RefSeq, a predicted model, not a curated record